AUGCCAGGUAAAAACACUCAAGUACCCCAGGCGAGUAGAAGAAUAUCUUCAGAAUCUCGCACUGAUGUUAAAUCAGUCUGUCCCAUGGAUUCUGGGGGGGACAAUUAUUUGGCGAAGAAACCUAAGAAAAAUAAAAGUUAUUCAAUUUUUUACAUAGCAACAUACAAUGUACUGUCAUUGCUGUCGGAAGAACGAUUAACUGAACUUGAGUGCGAACUAGAGAAUAUCAAGUGGGAUAUGGUGGGUCUCGGCGAGGUUAGAAGGCGCGGAGAACAACUCAUUACUUUAAAAUCUGGCCACAGUUUCUAUUACGUAGGAGAUGACAAUAGCUCAGUAGGAGGAACUGGUUUUCUGAUACAUAAACGUCACAGAACAAGCAUUUUGUCUCUGAAGAAAUUCUCCACAAGAGUAAUAUGCCUUGUCCUUAAACUUAACACAAGAUAUAAUAUAAAAAUCAUACAAGUUUACGCGCCUACCUCGGAUCAUACUGACGAAGAAGUAGAUUUGUUUUACGACGACAUCAAAAAUGCUCUCAGCGAUCAGCAGGCACAUUAUAGUAUUCUAUGUGGUGAUUUCAAUGCCAAGAUGGGAACGAGGUCGGAUGUUGCUGAGUUCUUACUGGGAAACUAUGGAGUGGGGGGAAGAAAUGAUAGAGGUGAAACAUUGCUUGGUUUCCUGCUGCAGAACAACUUAUUCCAAAUGAAUAGCUUCUUUCCUAAGAGACCAAAUAGGAGAUGGACAUGGAGGAGUCCGGAUGGACGAACAAAAAAUGAAAUAGAUUUCAUAAUCACCAACAGAAGUCACAUAGUUAAAGACGUGUCAGUAUUGAACAAGGUAUCCACCGGAAGUGACCACAGGAUUGUAAGAGCUAAAUUAAUGAUUGACGUCGGUAAAGAACGGCAUAGGCUGAUCAAGAAGACUAACAGCGACAGACCAUGGAGGAGCCCACCGGACACGGUCUGCUUCCAGCAAUACAUCUAA
Molecule: messenger RNA, 981 nt
Organism: Harmonia axyridis
Lineage: Eukaryota; Metazoa; Arthropoda; Insecta; Coleoptera; Coccinellidae
Product: craniofacial development protein 2-like
Exons: 1
Coding region: 1-981 (326 amino acids)
Biological process (GO): chromatin remodeling
Cellular component (GO): nucleus
Molecular function (GO): catalytic activity
Source: RefSeq, a predicted model, not a curated record